Molecule: messenger RNA, 909 nt
Organism: Bombus huntii
Lineage: Eukaryota; Metazoa; Arthropoda; Insecta; Hymenoptera; Apidae
Exons: 2
Coding region: 343-630 (95 amino acids)
Source: RefSeq, a predicted model, not a curated record
GUUGUACUUACACGGGAUUGCUUCGGGAAUACGUGAACGAGAUUCCUUAGCAGACCUCGUCGUCUCCGACAACGUUGACAGCACACGUACUUAUACAGGUUACGUAUGUGACUCCGUAAACAAUAGGACGUGUAACAACCCCGUGCAACAUCCACCAGCUCACGCACACACGCAUGAUACACGUACGAUACGCGUGUCCUCGUACAUUGAUCAAUCGGUGAGUGACGCGCAUAGGACAAUCCGCUCGUCAGGUAUAUAAAGGUAUCCACCAAAAAGCAAGAGCAUCAUUCACUCCCAGUUCAACACACGAGCUGAUCCAAAGAUCUACCAAACCUAUCAACAAUGAAGUGCUUCGUUGCUAUCGUUCUCUUGGCUCUGUUCGCUGUAGCCUUCGCUGCAGAGAAACCAGCAGAACCUGAAAAGAUUGAACAGCUGUCAAACGCAGAAGCUGCGGAGGCACCAAGAGACAAGAGAGGCCUAUUGCUGAGCUACACUGCACCAGUUGCACCAGUUGCACCAGUUGCAUACACUUCUUAUGCUGCAGCACCAAUUACCUACAGUGCUAGUUACAGCUUGCCCUAUGCCUACCGCUCGUACCCUUACUACUACAACUCUUACUAUCUGGGUUAAAUCACAUGUCUUAAAGCUAGCACCAUGGGAUGUUCGUAAUUAAGACUAAGGAAACGAUAAUGGCAAUUGCAAGGAUUUUUAACUGAAUCGUUUACGCUACAUUAGUUUAAGUAAGCCCAGAAUAAAAGCUAAACAAAAUUUGUUCCGAUGUUAACAUUCAGUGCGCUCACCACUAUUUUUGGAUGUAAUUUUCAAUGUACACGUGUUUCGGCAAACUCAUGUUAAAUACGAUACUUUGUUGUAUGUUACAAUGUUAAAUACAGAAUACAAUUCAAUUUA